ACAAACACACAUGUAUAUACCUACAUAUUCACAUCUCACUUGUUAAGAGAGAAAGCGAGAAAGAUGGCGAGAAGAAGGGUGGGGGGAGUGGAGAGAGAGAGAGAAAAGUCGGAAUCGAUCCACAGGUUGCGCGCGCUUUCUAAGUUCACAGAAGCGCUAUCAGUGGUGCGAUUUGGAAGCUCGUGCCGGACACAUAAUUUCCACUUAGUACGUGUAAAUAAACUUGCAUCCUUCUUACUACCUGUCGUUGCUUUCAAUGAAAUCGAUUAGGCGUCGUUGUUGUUGUCGUUACAACGCGAGUGCGAUACAAGCGUAGAAUAAGUGUAAGAGUUGGAAAGGACAAGGACCUGCAUACAUAGCAACGAACUCGUGAACCCAAAGGCGCCAGGCCAAGGACGAGUGGAACGGAGUUUAGAGGAAAGCUGCUAGGGGUUUCUCGUUGGAUGAGAAAGGCUGAUGCUAGUGGCUGUGGUGAAUGUACGUGGAUCGAGGCCAACGGAGGUUGGCAGAGACUGAUUUCGUCAGCAGGCUACCACUAGAAGGGGUGGUUUGCCUUGCGUGUCAAUACACAUCAAUGAUUCAGAUGGGUGUUGGACGUGUCACCGACUCACAAGAAUUACGAGAACAUAAGAAACGGCAAGGUUUAUGUGAGUCACGAUGUGACAAAUUUCGAAUUCCUUUACGAGCCGUUCUACGUGGCAAAGGAUACUGCACCAGCUCACGACGAAAGAUUCAUGGGAUAUGGAUAUACGAGAAACACUCAGCAGAUAUACAUCCUAGAAUUAUAGGAGGAACGACUACCACGAUAACUGCACAUCCAUAUCAAGUAUCCAUCAUUUAUAAAAAUAAACUUCUCUGUGGAGGUUCGAUAAUAAGUAAAUUAUGGAUACUAACCGCUGCACAUUGCAUUGAUAGUGUAAUAGCCCAAGCACUUUCCGUUCGUGUUGGAAGUACUUAUUUUACUAAAGAUGGUACACUCAUCCAGAAUAUAGCUCAACUUAUUCCACAUAAUCUUUAUGACGAUCAUACUUUUGAUUAUGACGUUGGCUUGAUAAAGUUAGCGUCAGAGCUGAAGUUCAGUUCGACAGUGAAUAUAGUGAAAUUACCUUCGGUGAACGCAAACGUGCCAGGUGGAAUCAAUGCUAUCAUCACGGGAUGGGGAAAGACGGGAACGACGGAUACAUCUAACGCGUUGCAAGCUCUGACAGUACCUACCAUCGAUCAACAAAAAUGCACCGAAAUCUUUCGUAAGAGCCCGUAUCAAAUCACGCAGCGAAUGAUGUGUGCCGGUUAUCUCUCCGGUGAUAAGGACGCCUGUCAGAGUGAUUCCGGCGGACCUCUCGUGUAUAAUGGCGAACAGAUAGGUAUCAUAUCCUGGGGUUUAAAGUGUGCAACCAAAGGUUAUCCUGGAGUAUAUACAAAAACGUCUGCCAUACGUGCUUGGAUAACAACUAUGACAAAGUUCUUUCCUGGCUUUUGUCUCGACUCGUCUCUCAUCAUGCGUACUCGACUCUUCCUAUCGUUUCUUUUUCUCUUCGCACAGCUGGUUCUCUCUCAGGAUUUUAAUUGGGAUUACGACGAGGGUCGCAUUGUUGGUGGCCAACAGACCAGCAUUCAUCAGCACCCCUACCAAGUUUCUGUUCGAUUUAAUAUUCGUCACAUUUGCGGUGGUGCUAUCAUUAGUAACGAAUGGAUCGUCACUGCAGCUCACUGCGUAAAAGGCUCAUUAGUACGGUACAUCUCGAUAAAGGCAGGAAUAUCGGAUUUAAAAAUGAGAGGUAUAAUGAUCCGUGCUAAGGAAAUUAUUGUUCAUGAGAAUUAUAAUCAUCAGACUUCCGAUUAUGAUAUCGCAUUGAUUCGAUUAGAGAAGUCACUUUAUUUUGGACACAAUAUGAGACCCAUCUCUUUAGCAAAAACUACGGAUCAGUAUACGGCAGGUUCCAAAGCUGUUGUGACAGGUUGGGGUGUUUUGAGAAAGAAUGGUGUGUUGUCCGAUAAAUUACGCGAAGUAAGAGUACCAGUCGUCUCGAAUAUAAAUUGUUCGUACUUGUAUACGGGUCGUGAGAUCACGCCAAGAAUGUUGUGCGCUGGUUAUUUAAAUGUUGGUGGGAGAGAUGCUUGUCAGGGUGAUAGUGGAGGACCAUUAGUACAACAAGGAAAACUAAUUGGCCUUGUAUCUUGGGGUUAUGGAUGUGCAGAACCAGCAUAUCCUGGGGUUUAUACGCGAGUAGCAGCUUUUAGGUCUUGGAUAGCUCAACAUGCUGGUGUAUGA
Vespa crabro (European hornet) is the source of this 2272-nucleotide messenger RNA. RefSeq lists its product as uncharacterized. The coding region runs from base 476 to 2272 and encodes 598 amino acids. Gene Ontology annotation, molecular function: serine-type endopeptidase activity. The record is from RefSeq and is a predicted model, not a curated record. Gene Ontology annotation, biological process: proteolysis. The transcript is spliced from 14 exons. NCBI's taxonomy places the organism in Eukaryota, Metazoa, Arthropoda, Insecta, Hymenoptera, Vespidae.